UAUAUUUGGUUCAUUUCUUUUAUUUGACAGGUGGCCGUGUUAGGAAGACUGACGACCAGAUCGAACAGAAGAGGUAGAUGAACAUCAGUCAGUACACAGGAAACAUAUGUGUUAAGGUUUUGACACGUUAGUUUAUUGCCGACUACUUGGGCGUCAUGGUAGAAGAAAUUAAGGUCCACGAUGGGAUGAUCUCCUUCCGUCCUAAAGGACAUUUUCUCAAGAAGUUGAAGGAACAUUAUGCGAUACUCUUCGCCACCUCCAAAAGCGGGAUGGCACGUAUCGAGUUCUACGAAAACCAAUCGGCAUCUUGCUCUAGCCCCUAUACUCUCAUGAUCCCCGGUUCUGACGUCAUCAAGGUCAGGAUGGUCUGCGGUAACACCAACGAGGAGAAAAACUCCUUUGUGAUUGCAACGAGGGCUCAGCAACACAUGUUCUGCACGAAGAAACCAUUCGAUUGUGAAAUUUGGGUAGAGAAAAUUCAGAGGACGUUGUUAAUACCGUUUCAAACGCCAACGGCGGGGGCAAUCCAAGUCAAGGCCACUCCCAAUGAAUGUAUCACUGAUAAUGAUAUCUACGUUCCUGCUGUAGAAAUGUGCCGGGAAUACACUGUAACGACUGGUGUGGAGACGCGUAUGAAACUGGCAGUGGACGGCAAGGUGCGACUCCGAGUGGAAAAUGGCCAUAUCACCAUCAUUUCCUCCUGCGGCAACAGGAUUGUCCGUUGGCCCAUUGAGCACCUUAGACGUAUGGGCUUCACUGACAGCGCCUUUCACAUUGAGGCCGGGAGGAAGAGUCCAGUUGGAGAGGGAAAGUUCGUUUUCAUUACUAACGAGGGAAAGAAUAUCUAUUCGCUGAUCAUGAAGGAGAAGGAGGUGUGUCGUCAUAUUGCCAGUAAAAGUCAGGGGACAGCCCUCCCCCCAGGUCGGAUAGCGGCGCCCUCCGAACCUGAGCCCGAGUCCCUCCUCUUCUCAGGACACAUCUAUGAGGCUGUGAAUGACUUAAUACCCCAGCCACCCAGCAUAGGCAAUGUCACACGACCUGGCUUUAAGGAGAAUUCCUUGUCUGGAAACCCGGGUAAGCCCCCUCGAAUCUCUACCACUAACAACUGUGACGCACAUUCUCCAAAGCCACCAUCCUUGUCAGUGGUGGGUCAGCCUACAACCUCGUCAGGCAAAAGUGGGGAUGUGAAGUCACAAUCAUCUUCACAUCUACCCACCAUGUCUGCCACCAAGUCCUUGCCCACCAACCCUGCCUCCACCUUUCCCUCCACCGAUAUGCAAUCACUUUCCAAUUACCAGCAACACACUCAUCCUGAGAGCAGUAUUUAUUCGGAGGCAAUAAUCCCUACAGAAGCUUGGAAGGGAUGGGAUGACGACGAAACCAUGCCAGUGCCGCAUAUUGGAAUGGAUACUAUUGUGCUGGAGGUCCAAGAAUUGGGCGCAUACCCCGUGCGAAAACAGGGAUUGUAA
This is a messenger RNA of Homarus americanus (American lobster), 1469 nucleotides long. RefSeq names its product docking protein 2-like. Gene Ontology annotation, biological process: cell surface receptor protein tyrosine kinase signaling pathway. NCBI's taxonomy places the organism in Eukaryota, Metazoa, Arthropoda, Malacostraca, Decapoda, Nephropidae. The transcript has 9 exons. Gene Ontology annotation, cellular component: cytoplasm. The record is from RefSeq and is a predicted model, not a curated record. Bases 156 to 1469 code for a protein of 437 amino acids.